AACUCUUGGAAAGUACUUACAUUAAAUUAAGUAGUACCAGAAAAAGCUCAGAAGUAGCUGCCAACAGAUUCACUGUGAAUCUGAAAUUCCUCUUUCUCGAACCAGGAUAUCCUUCAGUGUCUUUGCAGAGCUCUUAAUAUUGUUGAAUAUAUUCAUACACAAUGGGGAAUCAAGAGUCUGCCUUAAAUGACGCUCACAGUGAUUAUUAUCACCACAGCCCAGAACAUGUAAGAAAUGAAGUUGGCUCCAAUCCUCAAUAUCAACCUACUACUUAUGCAGAAAGCUCCAUGGAUUCUAAUUAUCGAGCUCAAGUUACAUCACAUGCCGGAGGUUCAGAUACAGCGAACUAUCAAAGGAACCAGCAAGCCUCUUACAUAGCUGAUAACUAUAACUCUUUGGAUGAGGUUAUUACCGCAUUGCGAGAAUCAGGCCUUGAAUCGUCAAACUUGAUUCUUGGCAUUGAUUUCACCAAAAGCAAUGAGUGGACAGGAAAGCAUUCAUUCAACAGAAGAAGCCUUCACUCAGUUGGUCACACAGCUAACCCAUACGAGCAAGCCAUCUCUAUAAUUGGGCGAACUUUGUCUCCUUUUGAUGAGGACAACUUGAUACCUUGUUUUGGAUUUGGUGAUGCAACCACACACGAUCAGCAUGUGUUUAGCUUUUACCCUGAUCAUCGCCCUUGCCAUGGAUUUGAGGAAGCUCUUGCAAGAUAUAAGGAAAUUGUUCCUUAUCUGAAAUUAUCAGGUCCAACUUCAUUUGCCCCAAUAGUCAACGCUGCAAUAGAUAUAGUGGAAGCAAAUAAUGGGCAGUACCAUGUCCUUGUCAUUGUUGCAGAUGGACAGGUGACAAGGAGCACUGACACUCCACCUGGAAGCCUUAGCCCUCAAGAACAGGCUACUGUAAAUUCUAUUGUUGCUGCUAGUGAAUAUCCUCUUUCAAUUAUUCUGGUCGGUGUUGGAGAUGGCCCGUGGGAUGAAAUGCAACGGUUUGAUGAUAACAUUCCCCAACGGGCAUUUGAUAACUUCCAGUUCGUCAAUUUUACAAAAAUCAUGUCUGAGCGUUCAGCGAUGGAAAAGAAGGAAGCAGCCUUUGCUCUUGCCGCACUCAUGGAAAUUCCGAUUCAGUACCGAGCCACACAAAGGCUUCAAUUCAGAGAAAGCAAAAGAGGCCCUCGGACAAGGCCACUUCCUCCUCCUCGUGAAGUAAUUGAUCAUGACAGUGCAGUCAAAUCAUUGCCACAUGCGACAAGCUAUGAACCUGCUGACCCUGGAGCUGCAGAAAGAGAUUGUCCCAUUUGCUUGACAAACCCAAAGGACAUGGCUUUUGGAUGUGGUCAUCUGACAUGCAAGGAGUGUGGUGUCACAAUAACAAUGUGUCCUUUAUGCCGAGAGCCCAUUACAACUCGCAUAAGACUGUACGGCUAGAUGCACAGUACUAUCUCCUGAACUACCUAAAAUCCGCAGUUUCUCCAGGAUGUCAACUAAAGACGACAUUCCGGAGGUGUAAACUUUCCUUGUACCUUGAAGAAGAGCCCUCAGGCUGUCAGUCAUAUCAUAGCUGAUGUGAAAUAUAUCAAAACUGUAAAUGAGCUGUAACCUAUGUAUAGCUUAUCUAGAAUUCUUCACCUGUCCUAUUUUUUGUAUGGACAUUUUUAGUACCUAUAGCAAAAUGUACAUAACUAAAUGUAUGAGAGACAUCUAUGUUGAUACUUGAUAUUCUUGUCACUGAUUCUGUUA
Messenger RNA from Nicotiana attenuata, 1736 nucleotides. RefSeq names its product E3 ubiquitin-protein ligase RGLG1. NCBI's taxonomy places the organism in Eukaryota, Viridiplantae, Streptophyta, Magnoliopsida, Solanales, Solanaceae. The record is from RefSeq and is a predicted model, not a curated record. The transcript has 12 exons. Bases 162 to 1424 code for a protein of 420 amino acids.